AGGCAACAAACAUCACCCCCAUUAAACUGAGAAUUUCAAAACCUUACUUUAAUUUCCAUGGCUGAAAUAUCAAACACUCAACAACAAAAACAAUCCAAUAACACAAUAAAACUCAUAUCAGAAUCUUAUAUUCGACCAAAAUACGAGGUUGAAGCUGCAAAAAAACCUUAUUACUUAACACCCCUUGAAAUUUGCUCUUUAGUUAUUGAUCCCAUUCAAAAAGGUCUACUUUUUAGCCUAAAUAAUUCAACAAAAAAAAUAAAUGAAUUAUUAAAAAAUCUCGAAAAUUCCGUAUCGUUAACCCUUGUUCAUUUCUACCCAUUAGCAGGUCGUUUCGUUACUAAAAAAAUCCCUGAUGAAAAUUCUUCUUUGAUCUAUCUUGAUUGUAUCAAAGGUCCUGGAGCAAGGCUAAUCCGUGCUACUGCCCUACACCUUACCGUAUCUGAUUUUUUCUCCUCUACAGAUGUUCCCAUUUUUGUGAGAUCUUUUUUCGAUCUUGGGGAAAUAACGGUUAAUUAUGAUGGUCAUACUAAGGCUUUAUUAUCCAUCCAAGUAACUGAACUCCAAGACGGGCUUUUUAUCGGGUUUAGUAUGAAUCAUAGUGUAGUCGAUGGUACGUCUUUUAUCCACUUUGUUAAUAUGUUAUCUGAUAUUUUUAAUAGUACUGAAAAUAGUACUUCGAUUUCUCGGGUACCUAUUUUUAGUUAUAAUCCGUUUAAAAAAAUUUGUUUGGGUACGAUUACCAAGGUUCCUUGUUUAGAGCCCGAGAAGUUGAUAGAGCAUGGUUUUGAGCCCGGCCCGUUAAGGGAACGUAUAUUUCAUUUUUCACGUACAACUUUAACUGAUCUCAAGAUUGAGGCGAAUCAACAAUGUGGGACCCACAAUAAAAUAUCGUCUUUUCAAGCCUUAGCGGCUCUUGUGUGGAGGUCCAUAACUAGAGCCCGUAACAUAAAAUCGGAUGAAUUAACCGCUUGUUCUAUUGUGAUUAACAUGCGGAGUAGGUUUGACCCGCCCAUUUGUGAUGACUACUUUGGAGCUUUUGUUAUAAACACAACGUUUGUUUGUAGUGUGGAGGAGUUAUUGGGCCAUGAUUUGGGUUGGGCUGCAAUGGGUUUACACAAAGCCAUUAUAGCCAAAGAUGAAGAGGCAAUAUUUAGUGAUCUGAAGUUUAUAAGUCAAAGCCCGUUAAUAGUUUCACGUCAAGAUAUUGUAAAACAUCAUGGGCCGAAUAACGUGAUUAUUGGUGGGUCAGCAAGGUUUGAUAUGUAUGGGCCCGAAUUUGGGUUUGGACGAGCUUUAGCUGUUCGUAUGGGGUACCCUAAUAAUAAGGGUGAUGGAAAAGUAACUGCAAAUCCAGGAUGUGAAGGAGGAGAAAGUGUGGAUUUAGAAAUUUGUCUACGGCCUGAUAUUAUGGCCAACUUUGAAGCUGAUUCGGAGUUUAUGAGUUUUGUGUCAUUGUAAUAUGCAGAGCAACUCAUUUGUGUGACCAAAAUCUUUGGUAAUCAGAGUCGAGUUGGGUCGAAUUCUAGAUUUUGUAAUAGUUGCAUUAUUGCUUAGUUAAAAUUUAAGUGAAAUAAAGUCGGUUGAAUAUAUAAGGUUGGACAUCAAAUCAAAUUUGUUUUACGCACUACUAGCAAUACAUUACUAGCUAGUAGACUUGUCAAAUUUGAAUUUAAUUUGACCAAGUUUUGCUUCAAUCUUUUGAGUUAUAAUCUACUAUUAUGUCGUCAAUUUUAUUUGAGUAAAUAUUGAAUAUGACUUGAAAAGGCAUUUGUAACCUAUAAUGGAAAAAUUUUAUUUUAAGGAAAAUUAUAUAGAAG
This is a messenger RNA of Amaranthus tricolor (Joseph's coat), 1820 nucleotides long. Its product is annotated as protein ENHANCED PSEUDOMONAS SUSCEPTIBILITY 1-like. The coding region runs from base 58 to 1461 and encodes 467 amino acids. Lineage: Eukaryota; Viridiplantae; Streptophyta; Magnoliopsida; Caryophyllales; Amaranthaceae. The record is from RefSeq and is a predicted model, not a curated record. The transcript has a single exon.